UCAGUCACGGAAAAGAGAACAUGGACACAGGAUGCUACAACAUGAUCACUGAUACACAACUUGUUUUCUUCUCAUCAAUGGAUGUGUACUGAUUUGAAAAGAAUGGAUAAAAUAUUGGCUAAAGAUAGUUGUGAUCUGUACGGCCGACCCGCCCGCAGGACACAAUGGAUAGCGAGUACCCUGGCUUACCACUACGGACUGGAUCGGGGAGUAGAGAACGAAAUUAUAGUUCUGGCGACCGGACUGGACCAGUAUCUGCAGGAGAUCUUCCACCACAUGGACUGUACAGGAGAUGGGAAGAUAUCUAUGGAGGACUUUAAUAUUCUGUGUGAGAUCUUGGGGUUGAACAAAGACUCUGAGUCGGAGGAGUGUGUGGGGGUCCUGGAUAAUCUGCCCAGUGAGUUUACCUUCAGGCAGUUCCACGCUAAACUCUGCGGAUACUUCAGCACCAAGGCUGGGUCCCAGUAUGAGAACGGGAGGUUACUGGUCGGGAAAGACAGCGAGCAUAUAGAGACUCAGAUCCGCCUGAGGAUCCCUCUGAGGCGGCGAAAGAAGAUGCUAUCUCUGGGGACCGGUGGGAGAGAGAGCCGGGGAUCGUCACCGAACUCAGAUAGACAUUUGCCGGGCUGUCGGCAGCUGCGCGCCUCCUGCACCCGGGAGUGUUACGAGGAGAUUGUGGCUCUGGAGGAAGCAGAGGAAAGGAUAACUAAACUACAGGAUGAGAAUGCCAGUCUGAGGGAGCUGGUUGAGGAUAUGAGGGCAGCUCUACAGAGCAGUGAUGCCCGCUCCCUGGCACUACAGGUAGGACUGUUGAAGAGCCACUCCAAACACGAAUCAGAGGGCGGCUGCUUCAUCACUCAUCACAAACUAUCUGUCCGGACGACCCACAGCAGCAACAACUGCCAUGGGAACACCAAGACCCACAACCUCAGCCACAUCAAGACGACCCACAGCAGCAAUCCCAGCAGCCAGCAUGACCCCAGCCAGUACUCUAGCUUGAAGACCAGUAGCCAGUACACUAGCCUGCGGAGCCUCCUCCAUGAGAUUGACCCGAUCCACAGCUCUCGGAAUGGGCAGGUGGAGGAGGCCAUUCUGUUUAAUAAAAAGCUGGAGCAAGAGCUGAGGUCAUCGCGGGAGGCAGUAACGGAGUUAGAGGCGUGUAACAGGGCACUGCAGGUGGAGCAGGUGGACAUGAGGAAGAAGGUGGAGGAUGCCCGUCAGGCGCUGGUCAGUGGAAUGGGGAAGGUCAAAGAGCUGGAGGCUAAAGCCAGCAGAGUACCAGUCCUACAGAGACACAUCCAGCAGCUGGAGCAGGAGAUCCUCUACUACAGGUCGGAGGUGUCUAAAUUACAGCUCUCAGGGUGCACAAGGGCAAAUAAGCAGGUGGGCGGAGCCUGCGGACCAGUCCAGAGGUGUUGCCUAGACAACCAACAGGACCGCCGGUCCCCCACCGGCCGCUCUGAGACAACUCCAGAUAACAGUCAGGAGCAGUUGUUCCGGUCAGUAGAAGGCCAGGCAGCAUCAGACGAUGAUGAGGAAAAGUGGACAGGUGAACAACAGAGACAGGUGGACGAAAUGAAGAGGAUCCUCACCAGACUGUCCUGCUGCGGAGACAGGUGUGAUGACAAGGCUAUGAAGAAACUGCUGUCCCACUUCAGUGGUUCCAGGAGGAGUGAGGAGAGCACAAGAGGAGGAGGAGAGGAGGAGGAGGAGAGGAGUGAGGAGAGGAGGAGUGCGGUGGUAGAGCUCUUAGAGAAGGUGACGAGGCUGAAUAAAAAGUUGGAGCAGAAGGAGACCCAGGCACAACAGUUACAGAUGGACAUGGGCCAGAUGGAAGACAGUCUGGUCCACGUGUUACAACAGAAAGCUGAGGAGGCAGAGCUGCUACAGACAGAACUACAGCUGCUACAGACAGAACUACAGAUGCUGGAGACAGAAAGAGUGUGUCUGUCCCUAGUGGAGGAGAAGUUGCUGGAUGUUCUACAGCUCCUCCACCAGCUCAGAGACCUCAACGUGUCCCGACGCUCCCUGGGGAAGAUCUUACUGAGCACCUUGGAGUCCUGCAGCGACCCACAACAUGGGAAAGACCACAUUCUGGAGGUUCUGAAUGCUCUGUACCAUGAGCUGGCUGCCUGUGAGGUCUUGACCACCAGCGGAACUCUGGAGAGCACACAGUCCCUCAGCAACCCUCUGGAGAGAACACAGUCCCUCUGCAAUCCUCUGGAGAGAACUCAGUCCCUCGGCAACCCUCUGGCGAGAACUCAGUCCCUCGGCAACCCUCUGUAGAGAACACAGUCCCUCGGCAAUCCUCUGGAGAGAACCCAGUCCCUCGGCAACCCUCUGGAGAGAACACAGUCCCUCAGCAACCCUCUGGAGAGAACGCAUUCUCUCAGCAUCCUUCUUUAGAGAACACAGUCCCUCAGCAUCCUUCUUUAGAGAACACAGUCCCUCAACAACCCUAGUAGUUACUGAACAACCCUAGUAGUUACUGAAGUUCCCCUGGGCGGUGAGGUGAAGAGGCUUGGACCCUGGCAUGGGAAACAUUUAAAU
Molecule: messenger RNA, 2550 nt
Organism: Oncorhynchus tshawytscha (Chinook salmon)
Lineage: Eukaryota; Metazoa; Chordata; Actinopteri; Salmoniformes; Salmonidae
Gene: efcc1
Product: EF-hand and coiled-coil domain containing 1
Exons: 9
Coding region: 82-2286 (734 amino acids)
Molecular function (GO): calcium ion binding
Source: RefSeq, a predicted model, not a curated record